CUUGAUUAAAUAUGGAAGCAGCAAGAAUAGGUCUUGGUCCUAACAAUCUUCAUCUGCUUUGUAAUACAAACAAGCUCUCUCUCUUUCCUCGCCGUUUGCUUCAACACAACGCUUUUUCGUCCAAGAACCCCCUAAAACACGGUUUGUCGUUACGUGUUAGGGCUACUACUGAGAGCAGUAGUGGCGAUCUCGAGAGUACUCGUCCCUUGGCUAACUUUCCUCCAUCUUUUUGGGGAGACUACUUCCUCUCCGUUCAUGUCGACGAAUCCAAAUUUGAUGCCCUAGCGACAGAGAUUGAAUCGGUGAUGCAGCCAAAAGUGAGAGUAAGGCUCUUGUCUCCUGACAGUGGCGACAAGGAGAAGAUUCGUCUCAUCCAUUUGCUUAUCAGUCUAGGUAUAGCACAUUACUAUGAGAACGAAAUCGAAGAGAUUCUAGACCAUGCUUUCAAGAAUUUGGACGCAUUAAUUAAAGACGAAUGUGAUUUGGAAACCAUCGCCAUCAUGUUUGAGGUUUUCAGAUUAUACCGGCACAAGAUGUCUUGCGAUGCUUUCGAUAGAUUCAAAGGUGAAGAUGGGAGGUUGAAGGAGAGUCUAGGCACGGAUAUUAGGGGCAUGCUACAGUUGUAUGAAGCAGCGCAUCUAAGAGCAUCAUCUGAAGAUAUAAUGGAGGAAGCGCUGAGUUUCACAAGGAAUCACUUGGAGUCCCUGGCAAAGAGUGCUAGUCCCCACCUCUGUAAGCAUAUACAGAAGCAAUUGUACAUACCUCGGUAUCUUUGCUCAGAAAUAGUAGUUGCAAGAGAAUAUAUCUCUUUCUACGAACAAGAAGAAGGGCAUGAUGAGACACUGCUCAAGUUUGCAAAGCUCAACUUCAACUUUUGCCAGCUGACUUACGUCAAAGAGCUGAAGGAUAUAACCAAAUGGUGGAGUGACUUGGAUUUUGCAACUAAGCUACCUUUCGUUAGGAACAGAUGCGUAGAGAUCUAUCUUGCGGGCUUAGCACUAUAUGUCGAGCCAAGGUAUUCAGUUGGGAGAGUUUAUGCCGCUAAACUUACAAUGCUCUUAACUUGUGUGGAUGAUAUAUGUGAUGCAUAUGCAACUGUUCCUGAAGUUGCAAGUCUUGUCGAUGCUUUCCAAAGGUGGGAUCUUUCUACCAUUGAAGAACUCCCAAGCUAUAUGAGAAUCAUAUACCGCGAAGUGUUAGGAUAUGUAGAAGAGAUUGAUCGAGAAAUGAGGGCUCGAGGAAGAUCACAGAGUGUUCAACCUACUAUUGAUGAGUGUAAAAGCCUGGUGAUAGCGUAUCUAGAGAUAGCAAAAUGGGCACGCGCAGGUCAUGUGCCAAGCUUCGAUGAGUACAUGAAGGUUGGGUUGCUCACAGCCGGAAUGGAUGACUUGGCAGCUUACGGCUAUAUAGCCAUGCACGAUGACUGUGAUGAGAAGCAGUUGAUCGAGUGGUUCUACUCCAAGCCCAAAAUCAUCCAAGCUUUGAGUUCUUAUUUUCGUAUACAAAAUGACAUAGCCUCCUUUGAGGUAGAAAUGGGCAGAGGAGAGGUAGCAAAUGGUGUCAACUGUUACAUGAAGCAAUAUGGUGUUACCAAAGAAGAAGCGGUAGAAGAAAUGGGCAAGAUGGCUGAGGAGAGUUAUAAAAUAAUGAUUAAUGAGUUCAUGGUGUCAAACAUUACAAUGCCACGGCAGAUAGUGGUGCGAAUCAUCAAUAUUGCACGUGUGAUCGCUGUGUAUUACAGGGAGGGUGAAGGAUUCACCUAUCCCGAUGGAACGCUCAAAGACCGUCUUGCCUCUUUGUUCAUCAAGCCAAUACCUCUUUAAGACGAGAACCAGUCUUUUUAUGAAUUUGUUAUUACUUUUCGAAACAGUAAAGAGAUUUGAAAGUAACAAAGAAAGUA
Messenger RNA from Brassica oleracea var. oleracea, 1900 nucleotides. Its product is annotated as terpenoid synthase 25-like. Bases 12 to 1823 code for a protein of 603 amino acids. Gene Ontology annotation, molecular function: magnesium ion binding; terpene synthase activity. Lineage: Eukaryota; Viridiplantae; Streptophyta; Magnoliopsida; Brassicales; Brassicaceae. Gene Ontology annotation, biological process: diterpenoid biosynthetic process. The record is from RefSeq and is a predicted model, not a curated record. The transcript has 7 exons.